AUAAAAGUCGCGAGAAUGGAUUACAAAUCAUUUAUCGCAAUAACUACAAUCACUCCACUGAUACCGAGCGAAGCUACUAGAAGCAAUGAGGAAGUGGGCGAUCCCUUCCGCUUUGAUUCUCCUGUGCCUCCUGUGUCUCAUCCCGGAUCAAGGAAGGAAGUUACAAGCAAAUGCAGAGGAAGGAGCUGUAGACCCUCCGAAGGUGGAGGAUAAGAUCGGUGCGGUGCCGAAUGGUUUGCAGACUGAUUCCGAUGUCGUUAAAAGGGAAUCAGAGUCGAUUUCGAAGAGAUCGCUCCGCAGUAAUGCGGAGAAGUUUGAGUUCCAGGCUGAGGUUUCUCGGCUCAUGGAUAUUAUUAUCAACUCUCUGUACAGUAACAAGGAUAUUUUCCUCAGGGAGCUGAUCUCUAAUGCUUCUGAUGCGUUGGACAAGAUUAGGUUCCUUUCCCUUACAGACAAAGAAGUUUUGGGUGAAGGUGACGAUGCUAAGCUUGAGAUCCAGAUUAAGUUGCAUAAAGAGAAGAAAAUUCUUUCAAUUCGAGACAGAGGUAUUGGAAUGACAAAAGAAGAUUUGAUAAAGAACUUGGGAACUAUAGCAAAAUCUGGAACUUCGGCAUUUGUGGAGAAAAUGCAAAGUAGUGGAGACCUGAACCUCAUUGGGCAGUUCGGUGUUGGUUUCUAUUCUGUAUAUCUUGUAGCAGACUAUGUUGAAGUUAUUAGCAAACAUAAUGAUGACAAACAGUACGUAUGGGAAUCAAAGGCUGAUGGGGCAUUUGCAAUUUCUGAGGAUACAUGGAAUGAACCACUGGGUCGUGGAACUGAGAUUAGGUUGCAUCUGAGAGAUGAAGCUGGAGAGUACUUGGAGGAGAGCAAAUUGAAGGAGUUGGUGAAGAAGUAUUCUGAGUUCAUUAACUUCCCUAUCUAUCUCUGGGAAAGCAAAGAGGUUGAUGUUGAAGCUCCUGCAGAUGAAGAUGAGACAACUGAUGAGGAGGAUACAUCUGAAAGCACCUCUUCUGAUGAAGGAGAAGAAGAUUCCGAGAAAAGUGAAGAUGAAGAGACUGAGAAGAAACCAAAAACAAAGAAGGUGAAGGAAACAACAUAUGAAUGGGAGCUUCUGAAUGAUGUUAAGGCCAUAUGGUUGCGCAGUCCAAAGGAUGUGACAGAUGAAGAAUACACAAAAUUUUAUCACUCUUUGGCAAAGGACUUUGGUGAUGAGAAGCCUAUGGCAUGGAGUCACUUCACUGCUGAAGGUGAUGUUGAGUUCAAGGCUAUUUUAUUUGUGCCUCCCAAGGCUCCACAGGAUCUUUAUGAGAGUUACUAUAACACCAAGAAAGCCAACUUGAAGUUGUAUGUUAGAAAAGUUUUCAUAUCUGAUGAAUUUGAUGAGCUCUUGCCAAAAUAUCUUAGCUUCUUGAAGGGCCUUGUUGAUUCGGACACUCUACCACUGAAUGUAUCUCGAGAGAUGCUUCAACAACAUGGCAGUCUGAAAACAAUCAAGAAGAAGCUCAUCCGAAAGGCCCUUGAUAUGAUCCGUAAAAUUGCUGAGGAGGAUCCUGAUGAGUCCACUGGCAAAGAGAAAGAAGAAGUUGAUAAAUCCAGUGACGAUGAUGAGAAGAACGGCCAAUAUGCAAAAUUCUGGAAUGAGUUUGGCAAAUCUAUUAAACUUGGUAUUGUUGAGGAUGCAACUAACAGAAAUCGCUUGGCAAAACUACUCAGAUUUGAGAGCACCAAGUCUGAUGGCAAAUUGACUUCACUUGAUCAGUAUAUCUCAAGAAUGAAACCCGGACAAAAAGAUAUCUUCUACAUUACUGGAACCAACAAGGAACAAUUGGAGAAGUCUCCAUUCCUGGAAAGGCUCAAGAAGAAAAAUUACGAGGUUAUUUUCUUCAUGGACCCAGUAGACGAAUAUCUGAUGCAAUACCUGAUGGAUUAUGAAGAUAAAAAGUUCCAGAAUGUCUCCAAGGAGGGUUUGAAAUUGGAGAAAGAUUCAAAGACUAAAGAACUCAAGGAGACAUUCAAGGAACUCACGAAGUGGUGGAAGGGUGCACUUGCCAGUGAGAAUGUUGAUGAUGUGAAGAUAAGCAACCGUUUGGACAACACACCUUGUGUGGUUGUUACUUCUAAGUUUGGAUGGAGUGCCAAUAUGGAGAGGAUCAUGCAAUCUCAAACCCUAUCUGAUUCAAGCAAGCAAGGAUACAUGCGUGGUAAGAGGGUGCUUGAAAUCAACCCAAGACAUCCAAUUGUCAAGGAGCUCCGGGAGAGAGUUGCCAACGACCCUGAGGACGAGAGUCUGAAGCAAACAGCUCAUCUUAUUUACCAAACUGCACUCAUGGAGAGUGGCUUCAUGAUGAAUGAUCCCAAGGACUUUGCCAACCGCAUCUACAGCUCAGUCAAAUCCAGCCUCAAUGUCAAUCCCGAUGCAGCAGUUGAGGAGGAAGGGGAAGUAGAAGAAGCUGAGGCUGAGACCGAGACAAAGGAAGAUGCUGGUGCUCCCAAGGUUGAAUCCGAAUCCGCAGAGGAUGAUGCAGAUACAGAGCCUUCUGCUGUUAAGGACGAGUUAUAGAUCUUCUGAAGCAUAGGCAACUCUGAUAUCUCUGCGAAUACAUUUUUUUUCAUGUAAUGCAUUCCAGUCUCUAGAUGAGAGCCCGGAAAUCCGCAUCUUGCAUUUCUACCCCUUUUUUUCCUCUUCUUUUUGGAAACUUUGUUUAAAGUGUUAAACAAAAUGUUUAGAUCGUAGAGCUGAUGUAACCAUAGUGUUCAAGAUUUGUCCUUAGCAUCUAAUUAAUUGUGGCCCAAAUGUUUUAAAUGAAUGAUCCACUUGUUCUCGGCUCUCGAGUGGGCUUGUUUCCUCAAAGGCUGAAACUGUGGUCGAAUAAAGGGCCCUCUUUUUU
Molecule: messenger RNA, 2888 nt
Organism: Rubroshorea leprosula
Lineage: Eukaryota; Viridiplantae; Streptophyta; Magnoliopsida; Malvales; Dipterocarpaceae
Source: the annotation of a GenBank genome assembly